AUGUCCAGGAUAACAAUAAUUUCGCCAACUCAAAAUCAGUUCUCAGGUACACUCCCAGACAUAGGCCUUGGGGUUCAAGAGCUUUAUGUAGGAGCUAAUAAACUCAGUGGAGCAAUCCCCAAGUUUAUCUCCAAUAGUUCUAAGCUCUGGGGGCUAGACAUUGGAUACAACUCAUUUAGUGGGUUUAUUCCUAGCACGCUCUGUGCCUUGACAAACCUUGAGAUUCUUAAAUUGCACACAAAUAAUUUGACCAUUGAUACUUCAACUCCAGAAGCAAACUUCGUUUCUUGUUUGGCCAUUAAUCUUACAAAUUUGCAGACCUUCACCUUGACAGAUAAUCCAUUAAACGCCACUCUUCCUGUUUCCUUUGGAAAUCUCUCUACAUCACUUAGUAAUCUGGGAAUUAGAAAUUGCAGCAUGAUGGUUAACAUUCCCGAUGAUAUUGACAACUUGAGCAGCUUGAUAUUCUUAGACUUGGGAAACAAUCAAUUGAGUCUUUUGUGA
This is a messenger RNA of Prunus dulcis (almond), 504 nucleotides long. Its product is annotated as putative receptor-like protein kinase At3g47110. The record is from RefSeq and is a predicted model, not a curated record. The coding region runs from base 1 to 504 and encodes 167 amino acids. NCBI's taxonomy places the organism in Eukaryota, Viridiplantae, Streptophyta, Magnoliopsida, Rosales, Rosaceae. Gene Ontology annotation, molecular function: protein binding. The transcript has a single exon.